Messenger RNA from Nerophis ophidion (straightnose pipefish), 3109 nucleotides. RefSeq names its product rhomboid 5 homolog 1a (Drosophila) (gene rhbdf1a). Gene Ontology annotation, cellular component: endoplasmic reticulum membrane. NCBI's taxonomy places the organism in Eukaryota, Metazoa, Chordata, Actinopteri, Syngnathiformes, Syngnathidae. Gene Ontology annotation, molecular function: serine-type endopeptidase activity. The transcript has 18 exons. Bases 68 to 2749 code for a protein of 893 amino acids. The record is from RefSeq and is a predicted model, not a curated record. Gene Ontology annotation, biological process: regulation of protein secretion; regulation of epidermal growth factor receptor signaling pathway.
UGUGUUCUUUCAAAAGCUAACAAAUGAAACGGCGGUCUCCUCGUGCAGCUGGCAGGCGACACCCAAGAUGGCAGAAGCACCACGGCGGGAGAGCACCAGCAGCCUGCAGAGGAAGAAGCCCCCCUGGCUCCGACUGGACAUUCCUGCAGCUCAGGUGUCGCUGGACGAGCCUCCCACUUUUCUUCAGCCGAUGAAGAGGCAGGGCUUCCUGCGCAGCAUCAGCAUGCCGGUGGAGACCUCGCACCUGCAGCCCCCGCCCCGAGACUUCUUGGACGCCCGGCGGCCCGUUUUGCAACGCCAGUCGUCCAUCACUCAGACCAUAAAAAGGAGGGUACAUUUUGAGCGGAUUAACACGGUGCCCGUUAAGGGCCAGCGAGCUGCUCGCCGCAGCACCAGGAAGCACCACUCGCUCUCCAGAACCUUGCUCAGGGGCACCGCCGACUGGUUCGGGGUCAGCAAGGACGGCGACGCCACGCAGAAAUGGCAGAGGAAGAGCCUCCGCCACUGCAGCCUGCGUUACGGCAAGCUGAAGCCGCAAGUCCUGCGCGAGAUGGACCUGCCCAGCCAGGACAACAUCUCCAUGACCAGUACUGAGACUCCGCCCCCCUUGUAUGUCCCCGCCUCCCAGCAUGGCAUGCAAAAGAUCGUGGACCCCCUGGCGCGAGGCCGAGCCUUCCGCAUGGUGGAGGAGGUGGACGGCUACAGCGUGCCACAGACCCCCAUCACCCCCGGGGCGGCCUCGCUCUGCUCCUUCACCAGCUCACGCUCGGGACUCAACCGCAUGCCUCGCCGACGCAAGCGGGAGUCUGUGGCCAAGAUGAGCUUCAGGGCGGCGGCGGCUCUCGUCAAGGGACGCUCCAUACGGGACAGCACGCUGCGCCGGGCCCACAGACGCAGUUUUACUCCUGCCAGCUUCAUGGAGGAAGACAUCCUGGACUUCCCUGAUGAGUUGGACACCUCUUUCUUUGCCCGAGAUAUUUUACUGCCCGAGGAGCUGUCCACGUACGCUGACGAGGUUUUCGAGUCGCCGUCAGAGGCGGCCCUGAAGGAGGCGGAGCACGGCAACAAGAAGGAGGAGACCGAGCUGACAGGAAGUGCGCUGGAUAAGACGGCUCUGGAGCGAAGUCACCUAAUGCUGCCGCUGGAGCGCGGGUGGCGUAAAGCCAAAGAAGGAACACCCGGCCCCCCGAAGGUGCCCCUGCGCCAGGAGGUGGUGAGCAUCAACGGGCAGCGGCGCGGCCAGCGGAUCGUGGUGCCCGUCAAGAAGCUUUUCGCCCGGGAGAAGAGGCCCUACGGACUGGGGAUGGUUGGCAAGCUGACCAACCGCACGUACCGCAAGCGCAUCGACAGCUACGUGAAGAGACAGAUAGAAGACAUGGACGACCACAGGCCUUUUUUUACCUACUGGAUCACCUUUGUCCACUUGCUCAUCACGGUCCUGGCGCUCUGCAUCUACGGCAUCGCACCGGUGGGCUUCUCCCAGCACGAGACCGUGGAUUCUGUUUUAAGAAACAAAGGUGUGUACGAAAAUGUCAAGUUUGUGCAGCAGGAGAACUUCUGGAUCGGGCCGAGCUCGGAGGAUCUGAUCCACUUGGGGGCCAAAUACUCUCCGUGCAUGAGGCAGGACAAGCAAGUGCACGACUUCAUCAGGGAAAAACGAGCCAUCGAACGCAACUCGGCGUGCUGCGUGCGCAACGACCGCUCGGGCUGCGUGCAAACCUCAGAAGAAGAGUGCUCAAGCACUCUGGCUGUGUGGGUCAAGUGGCCGCGCCAUUCCAGCACGCCGCACUUAAACGCCAAAGACAGGCAGUAUGGUUCUGUCUGCCAUCAGGACCCCAGGAUCUGUGUGGAGCCAGCCUCUGUCUCUCCUCACGAGUGGCCUGAUGACAUCACCAAGUGGCCUAUCUGCACCAGGUACACCACAGGGAACCACACCAACCUGCCUCACAUCGACUGCACCAUCACAGGACGACCUUGCUGCAUCGGCACCAAAGGAAGGUGUGAAAUCACAUCCCGGGAAUAUUGUGACUUCAUGAACGGUUACUUUCACGAAGAAGCCACUCUUUGCUCCCAAGUGCAUUGCAUGGACGACGUGUGCGGACUGCUGCCUUUCCUCAACCCUCAGAUCCCAGAUCAGUUCUACAGACUCUGGCUCUCUCUUUUCCUGCACGCCGGAAUCCUCCACUGCUUGGUGUCGGUGGCGUUCCAGAUGACCAUCUUGAGGGACCUGGAGAAGCUGGCGGGUUGGCUGCGUAUUUCCAUUAUCUACAUCGUCAGCGGCAUCACCGGCAACCUGGCCUCCGCCAUCUUCCUGCCCUACAGAGCAGAGGUGGGACCAGCAGGCUCCCAGUUUGGGAUCCUGGCCUGCUUGUUCGUGGAACUGUUCCAGAGCUGGCAGAUCCUGGCGCAGCCUUGGCGGGCCUUCACCAAGCUGCUGUGCGUGGUCCUCUUCCUCUUUGCCUUUGGUCUGUUGCCGUGGAUCGACAACUUCGCCCACAUCAGUGGUUUCGUGUCGGGCUUCUUCCUGUCCUUCGCCUUCCUGCCGUACAUCAGCUUCGGCCGCAUGGACCUGUACCGCAAGCGCUGCCAGAUCAUGGUCUUCCUGCUGGUGUUCCUGGGCCUGUUCUCGGGCCUGGCGGUGCUCUUCUACGUCUACCCCAUCACCUGCGAGUGGUGCGAGCUGCUCACCUGCAUCCCCUUCACAGACAAGUUCUGCGAGAAGUACGACCUCAACGCUCACCUCCACUGAGGCGGGCGCCACUCUGGCUCGAGAAGAGGAAGUUGUUGUACUGCGGUAAGUCCAAAGAAGGACCUCCUUCCUUUCCUUCAGACAGCCUGAGGACCUUUGAGGUGUCUGAAGUCCCGAGGCCUGCGCAGGUACGCCACAAACACGUCUUCCAGUUGUUUCCAUCGGGGGAAGAUCAGAGCCACUUGUGGAAAAUGUACUGGUCUGAAGAUUGAAGUCCAACUUUAGAAAUUCUGGGACUUUUUUCACAGGGUUCUAAUUUUUGGCCUUUAUUUUUUUCAGGGUUUGACCGUCAUUGUGAUUUUUAUUCCCUCUCAUAAGUUCUAGUGAAAAUAUUGUAAUAAAAUGUUUUUUUAAAUACCA